Molecule: messenger RNA, 1954 nt
Organism: Durio zibethinus
Lineage: Eukaryota; Viridiplantae; Streptophyta; Magnoliopsida; Malvales; Malvaceae
Source: RefSeq, a predicted model, not a curated record
UUACUUUUUUUUAUUUUUUUAUUUUUUUUAUUUUUUUCUCUUAGUUUUCAGAUGCAAUAGAGACAACGGCGACAUCGAAUCCAAAAUGCCCGGUCUCUCAAAAAACACGAAUUCCUCAGCGCGGUUGUCGGCGGACAGCGCGGAGGCGGAGCGACGGUUGCGUGAGGCGGAGGAGCGAUUGAGGGAGGCCAUAGAGGAGCUCCAGAGGCGUCAGAGGACGGCGGCUAGUGGCGAUGAGCCGCCGUGCAACCACGCUGAUAACUCCUGCGUGGCCAACGCUAUUGGCAAUCUUUGCCAAAGCUUUCUACUUUCUUAUGGUGUUAGAGUAGGGAUCGGGAUUCUUCUUCGCGCUUUCAAGCUCGCCAGAGGACAGUCUUAUUCUUCGCUUCUUGAUCUCAAGCAACUUGUCUCAGAGAAAGAUUUGAUUGUGAGAGAGGAAGCAUGCCGCAUUGGUUUACUUUUUGGUGGCUUCACAGGAGCAUACCAUGCGCUUAGAUGUUUGCUAAGAAAGCUUAGAAAGAAAGAGACUCCAGUGAACGCGAUUUUAGCAGGUUCAAUAGCAGGGUUGUCUAUUUUAGCUUUGGAUGAUUCAAACCGAAGGCGUACACUUGCACUAUAUCUUUUGGCUAGAGUAGCUCAGUGCGCUUAUAAUUCUGCAAAAUCAAAAAAUAAGUUUCACUUAUGGGGAAGUCAUUGGAGGCAUGGUGACUCUUUGCUCUUUGCUUUAGCAUGUGCUCAGGUUAUGUAUGCCUUCGUGAUGCGUCCCGAAAGCUUGCCAAAAUCAUAUCAAGAUUUUAUUCAGAAGACUGGUCCCGUUGCAGCUCCUGUAUAUAAGGCUGUAAGGGAGAACUGUAGGGGUGGUCCAGUGAAUGUUGCAUCUUUGUCAGCCUACUUAUAUGGCCGAGGGAAGUCCAAUAAUGUGAUGUUGGAAGAGUUCCCAUCUAUUAUUCCUUGUUCUGUUAUUCAUCCAGACACAAGUUCUUGUCUGGGCCACAAUGCUAAGGCAGCUUCGGCUACAUUCAGGAAAACAUUUCCUCUAUACUUCUCUUUGACUUUUGUGCCAUUUGUCGUUCUGCACCUACAAAAGUUCAUGGAUACCCCUGCUCGUACUUGUUGGCUAGCUGUUAAAGGUGCUGUUCAAUCAACAUCUUUCUUGUCUGCAUUUGUUGGAAUUUUUCAGGCGGUUAUAUGCAUGCAUAGAAAGAUUGCAUCAAAGGACCACAAGCUGGUAUAUUGGGUUGCUGGUGCUUUAGCAGCUCUUUCUGUAUUACUGGAGAAAAAACCUAGACGCAGUGAACUCGCUCUAUAUGUUCUUCCACGAGCUGGAGAAUCCUUGUGGUAUAUUUUAGUAAACCGGCAACUGCUUCCUGAUGUUAAAAAUGCUGAGGUGGCCUUAUUUUGUGCAUGCAUGGGAGGAAUCAUGUACUAUCUAGAAUAUGAGCCAGACACCAUGGCCCCAUUCCUUAGGGGUUUAAUCCGUCGCUUCCUUUCUAGCAAAAUAAGCAAUUCUGGCCCUUCAGCUAAUGGGACAGCUUCCUACAACUACUUGCAGACUCUUGAUGCAAUGAAGAAGACAAAACUACUGGACAACCGAGAAGUUGAAACUACAACUCCUAAACAAUACAACCUUGAAUCUAUACAGGGGCUCUAAGCUUAUUAUUGUUGCUUAUUAUAUCAGUCAAUCAUCCAUUCAUUGCAAUUUUUAUAUUAACUUUGUUGCUAAAAACAUAUUAGUAGAACAUUACAUGAGGGGAUUAGUGAUGAUUCAGUGCCUCUAAAGGCAAAUAACUCAAAUAGAGGGAUUUAUUUGCAGUCCUGGUGUAGGAUCUUGCAACAUUUUGUGUAUUCGGUACUCCCCAGCGGGAAGAAAUGAUAUGAUGAUAAAAAGUAAAGCUUUUAUGCAAAGGAUGUGCCUUUUCUAAGUAACAUCAGUUGCAUUCUAUUCUAUGGUUCA